This is a messenger RNA of Epithele typhae, 2376 nucleotides long. RefSeq lists its product as uncharacterized. NCBI's taxonomy places the organism in Eukaryota, Fungi, Basidiomycota, Agaricomycetes, Polyporales, Epitheliaceae. The transcript is spliced from 5 exons. The record is from RefSeq and is a predicted model, not a curated record. Bases 1 to 2376 code for a protein of 791 amino acids.
AUGGACUCAGACAUAUCGCAGGACAUCGUCAUUGAGAGGGACGAGAGGGGGCAUUUUCAGGCGCGUGUGGAGCACUGGCGGCGAAUGCGCGGGAUUCGACCGAGCGAUGGCCCGCCACUGUCAAGGCGCCUGCUUGGCCGGAGCAAGAUAAGAUACUUAAGGAGAGCAGGGCAUCCUCACGUCGCCGCGCGGCCCAAUUCUACCCACGCUACUCUCUACCUUAGACGGCCACUGACCGAAGACGUCGACUCACUAGACCUUUCCAAUAUGAACGCAACUCCUCGAUUGGACGACGACAUCCUGCACCUAAUACUCCCGUACAUCAACCCGUCCAACCUGGCCAUGACCUCUUCACACAUGUACCGACUCGCAUUCUCUUACUGCUUUACGGAGGUUUCCAUAGAAGUCGACUCAAGAGGGAAAUCACAAGCUGAAUUCCUCCUCCAACGAGACCCACUCUUGAACACGGUCCGCGCCUCGAACAUCCGCCGCCUUCUCGUGUUCGGUAGCCACGACGAGACGAUGAUCCACUUCACCACGCAUAUUUUGCCUGUGCUUCAACACUCCGCAGUGAAGUUGCGCUACUUGAGGGUCGGAACUUCCUACACAGACCCGGGGUUCGAGCGCGAUCCUGGCUUGCUCGCCACGAUUACGACCAUGCCUCAGCUCACCUCGCUGGACCUCUCCCUGGAUCUGACGCUUUUCUCCCACUUGUCCAAUUUCCCUGUCGACACCGUCAUCGAGACUCUUUUUCUCGCAUUCUCAAGCCCAAGAGACGGUCUCGGCCGCGUCACGUUCUCAGCUUUUGUCACAACCCUCGCCCGCUUCCCCCGUCUGCGCGACCUCAAGGUCUGGGGAGUGGACAAGUUGCUCCUCAGUCCAGUCGAUACCAUCGCACCGCCCGGACUUCCACCCCUCCCGAACCUGGUCAGUCUUUCCCUCUGUGUCCGCAGCACCGUCGCACUCCCGCUGUGCCCGCUGUGCCCGCGCCUCUCCUCCCUGCGCUGCGAAAGUGGCCAGCUCGACCUCCUCGCUGUCCCCUCGGACGACGAUCCAUACACCGGCCCGCGGUGGCCCCCGAUCCGCUCCCUCUCGCUGUCCCUCCCUCAAGGCGCACCGCUGCUUUCACAUUUGCCGGUCGCGCGCCGCGUGGCCUCGGGCUCUGCGGGCGUCGCGCGGGUGCACAUCGAAAGCUGGAGCGCCGAUGCGCGCACGCUCGACGCCGUGCCGGGCGGGGUGUACUCCGGGCUCCCCGAGCUGCUCGCGGAGAUGAAGCCCAUCGCGCUCGUCCUCGACGUCUCCCUUCCUACCGCGCCCGCGCCCGCGCCGACGACCCCCACACUCCGUCCCGAACGAACGUGGCAGGCGAUCGCUGCCGCACCACUCCGGCUGCGCUCCCUCGACCUUACCAUUGUCGGGCACACGCCCCCAGAUGAUCACGGGCCCAUAGUCCCGGGCGUGCUGUGCACCGCGCUCGCCGGCCUGCCCCUCGUGCACCUCGCGAUCGAAGAGCGCACGCGCUUCAUCGGCGCAAAGCGCUCCCUGACCAUUGCGACGGAGGUAUCGCGCAUCCGCCGGCUGCUGGGCGCGCCGCGCGCGCUCGUGGACGCGCUCCCGACGGUGCGCGUGGUGCUGGUGCGCGGGGCGUGUUGGGCGUUGCUGCCGCUCCGGAUGAAGAAUCCGCAGUCGUCCUUCGUCUGCUAUUGGACUCCGGUGUCACCUGGUGACACCGUUCGGCUCCCCUCCUCCUCCUCCCUCGACCUCAACCUCGACCUCCAUGCCGUCCUUCGCCCACUUUGCCGGCUGCGUCCACACCGCGGGAGGACGUCCAUCCGGACGUCCUCAGCAUGGAGAUUGGAAUUAGGGGGCCGCGGCGAUGUACCGUGGCCCUUGUUUUGGCCCCCCCUCCUUCGCCUAGUCCCGGCCCCCCGCGUCCGCGUCUGCGCUCCUCCUCCACGCUCCUCCUCCUCCGCGUUGCCCGCCUCCUCCGGCUCGUCCACUUCCGCCCGCGCCGCCCUCCUCUGCCUCCGCCUCCUCCCGCGAGCCCUCCGCGUCGCCCUCUGCGCACCUUCUCCGCACGCGCCGCCCUCCUCCGCCGACGUCGCCUCCUCCGCUCGCGUCGCCCGCCCUCGGUGCUCUGCGCCUCCUCCCCCUUCGCACCGCACACCCCCGCCCGCGUCGCCCACCACCUACUCCGCCUCGUCCCGGCCCUCCGCGUCCCUCCACGAGCCCUCCGCGUCCCUCCGCGAGCCCUCCACGUCGCUCUCCUCUGCGUCGCUUGCCUUCGCGUCGCCCGCCUCCGCGUCUCCCGCGUUCACGUCGCCCACUCGCCCACCUCCUCCGCCUUGUCCCGAGGGGCAUGGUGUUACUUACUAG